CAGUGUUCUGGGAUGCUCCGCACGUGAUGUCUGUCGGACCGAGCGCCUGCAUCAGCUUGUGCGGAAACAUCAUCUUCCCUUCUUUUGAAUCCACAAUUCCAUUACCUGAACUGCCAUAAUAUGUCCUGAAUACAUGCUAUUCAACCCCCAAACGAGAGCACACAGCAACCAUUUCAAAAGUAACAGCAAUGGAGGAGGAAGAAGAGAUUUGCAGAGUUUGCCGAUCCGAGGGCACGCCUGAACAACCGCUGUUCCAUCCUUGCAAAUGCUCAGGCACCAUUCGCUUUGUGCAUCAAGACUGUCUGCUGGAAUGGCUGGAGCAUAGUAACAAGAGAUACUGUGAACUAUGCAAGCACAACUUCUCUUUCACUCCCAUAUACUCACCCGAGAUGCCAGAGGCAAUCCCAAAGCGCGUGCUCAUCGGCCGAGCAGUCGAAAAACUGUCGAAAGCGGUGCAGCUGGUUCUGAGAGGGAUUAUUGUCAUUUGGGUAUUGUUGGUGAUGCUUCCGUAUUUCACGAUAUGGAUCUGGCGACUCUACUUCUGGAUCGGAGAAACGUUCGCGUUUAGGGCUAACGGUUUGGAGACACCAAUGUGGAACUCGACCACGUUUUUCGCCUCCAGACACAACUUGACAUUAACUCGUCCAUCAACCACAGCAGGAAAUGAAAGAGCAGUGGACGGAAUCACAGUGCUGUUCCUGCAAGCUCUUGCCCCUGAACACCAGUGGAUCAGUAAAUUCAUACUGGACUGCUUCGAGGGCCAAAUUAUCAUCUCCGUUGUCGUUGUCGUAUUCAUGGCAAUUUUCUUGUUGCGCGAAUGGGUGCGUCAGAACCGGGACGGAGAUUUAAUAGGUAUGCCCAUGGACGACCCAGCAGCACCAGUACCAGAAGUAGAGGCAGAGGCACAAGGAUUCAACAUGGAGCAGGCCGUGGAGCGGUUUAUUGCGGCUCAGCAUCAUAUCGAGGCGGUCGUAGAAGGCGAUGUAGAUCUCAGCGAGGAUGACGACGACGAAGAAGAUAUGGAGGUUGAUGAGUCGCACACGAACGCACCAAGUCAUUUACUCAACUCGACUACGGAACCUUGGAAUCUUAUGGAUUUUCGGUAUCGUUCUGAAGCAGCAGAAAGCGAAGGCAGCUCAACAGCACAGGGACAUAGAGCGCCAUUUUUUUGGGAGACUGCAUCUGCAUCCACAUCAAAUACGAACAACGACAUUCAGCGAGGGAGUGGAUCAGAUUGGAUGGGGGAAUCCCAGGGCUCGAGUGAUGCUCUAAAUGGCGAGGGAUCAUCAAGCGGCUCCAAGACUUUACAGGACGGACGUGGAGAUUCCAUAUUUAGCAAGGACGGAACUCCGCUCUACUGGAAGUCUGGCAUACCAUUGACACACCAAAACGUCUACUUAAACGAGGAUGGCAGUGUGAUGUCAUUACAUGAGAUGAUGGCCCGCUACGAUGACCUUUGUCAGGAUGGGAAUCUCGAGGCCGCGGACAUUCAAAGGCUACCAACGCCGUGGCGACAUCCACAAAUGGCACAAGCACAACAACCAUUGGAGGAACACGCUCCUGGCAUGGGAUUUAGAGAGGAGCAGAGGCAAGAGAUGAUAAGACGAAUUAAUGAGCGAGGCAUACGGACUCGGCUACGACACGACGUUGCUAAUGAACCCGAAUGGAAUCCCGCGCAGGGCGCGGCUCCGCCUCGACCACUCGUUAUACCUCACCCUGUACCUGCAGCACCAGCCGUCCCACCUCCACCUCCACCCGCUCCCAUAGCUGUCAAUCAGGAUGACGAUCUAGAUGACCCUAAUGCAGAGGAAUUGGACGGUAUCCUGGAAGUCAUUGGGAUAAACGGUUCAAUCUGGCAGUUUCUCCAAGUGUCACUGCUGAUGUCAGCGUUGGUCUGUGCAAGCUUGGGGCUCGGCGUCUGGAUUCCAUAUAUGAUCGGAAAAACUAUUCUCCUCAUGAACCCACUCAACGUUCUCCGAGUACCGCUCGCCAUGCUCAGUCGACUUACGGAUCCAAUUCUGGAUUAUGUUUUUGAUCGCGUGCUACCUUAUGCUGGCGCUGGUCUCUCAAAAGCAAUGGCGAUGUUCGAAUCGACGCCUCUCGAGAUGUUAUAUCAGGAACAUGUCUUGCCUGCAUGGAACGCCAUUAUCGAAAUCGGUGCGUUCAAAGCAGCCCAGGAUGUUUAUUCCAAGGAUGCCACUGCCGUAGCUGUAGAGUCCCUGAUCACAUCCUCAGACGCGACAGUUAUAACAAAUACGACCGUCAUACACCAUGUCGUUCGAAAAUGGACAGAGAUCGCGUACGGCACCUCUUCGGGUGACAAAUUUGUGGCAAUUGCGAUUGGAUAUGCGAUAUGUUUUGCGCUGGCAUCCUGGUACUUUACGCGCGCACACCACGCCUAUGGACACACAUUUUCAAGAGGAGCCCGAGAAUUCCUUCGUCAACAAGGCCUAGUUCUCAAGAUUGCUUUCUUUGUCGCCAUCGAAAUGGUUGUCUUUCCGCUUUUUUGUGGAAUCGUAAUCGGCUUGUCAACUCUUCCUUUGUUCAAAGGCGCCAGCAUCACUUCGCGGGUGGCAUUCUACAGGACGUUGCCCAAUUGGUCACUCAUCAUGCACUGGUUAAUCGGGACCGCGUUCAUGUUCAACUUUUCGUUCUUUGUUGGUCUCUGCCGAAGGAUGGUCAGACCUGGUGUGAUGUGGUUCAUUCGGGAUCCUAACGACGAAGAGUUCCACCCUGUGCGCGAAAUUCUGGAGCGACCAAUCCUGCACCAACUCCGAAAACUCGGCUCUGGAGCAAUCAUGUACUUCACCCUGAUCAUUUUAGGCAUCACCUUGACGAUCCACUCCCUCAACCUUCUGAUGAAAGGCGUGCUGCCGCUUCGGUGGCCACUUGAUGAACCCAUUUCGGACCUUCCCGUCGAUUUGCUAUUAUUCCACCUAGUUUUUCCCCUGACAGCCCGUUGGCUGAACCCUGCAGUUCGUCUCAAGGCCAUCUUCGCAACUUGGUGGCGCAAACUUGCACAUUGGUUGAGACUGAGCUCGUUCAUGUACGCUUCUGAGGGUCAGCGCUUCUAUGACGAGGAGGGUCACUUUGUUUACCGCAGCUGGAAGGCAUGGUUUCUGCGAUGGCGUCCACCUAUCCCUGGCGCGGAGGACAUGGACGAGACGAUGGGUAGUGGCGAGGAGCUGGACAUUGAUGCCCCGGUGAUAUUCGUAAGAAACGGUGGCCUUUUGCGAGUGCCGAAUUCGGACCACAUAUUACAUCUGAAGGACCGUCGAGUAUUAGUACCAGUGGAUGAGAACGGCAACGCACUGGACCCAAAAGAGGACCUUCCUGGUGAAAUUGAUCCGUUCAUGGAACUCCAGAUUCGACGAAGGGACGACCUCAUAGAUCCCAAGCAUAACACCAUCGUCGUGUACGCGCCGCCGCACUUCAACCAACGAUUGAUAGCAUUCGUCGUGUUACUCUGGAUAUCUGUCUCGAUGUUCCUUGCCCUGUCUGUUGUUGUUCCAAUGAUUGUUGGGCGAGCUGUGUUCAAGCUGAAGAGUGAGCGGCAAGUGCACGACAUUUACUCGGUUCUCGUGGGUGUCUACGUCUUGCGAGGACUUUGGUCAGUGCUGCAUUGGUCUUUAUCCACCGCUCGGUACAUUACAUCUCACGGACUUCAGCCGAUCGAUCCCAAGGCUCAGCUGAGAACUGCUUGGAACAUGUGUAGGCUGGCCAUGAAGUUGCUGUAUUUCGGGAUCACCUUUGGAGUGAUAUUACCCUUUAUCUUGGGCUUGAUGGUCGAGCUGUUUGUGAUCCUGCCUCUGCGCAACGCCUUGGAGGGCGAUUCUGACGUCAUAUUUGCGGUGAACUGGGCAGUUGGGCUGCUCUAUAUGAAGAUCAUCCAUCGGAUCCUGAGCGUUAUGCCGAAUAACAGAUUCGCCGCCGAUAUGAAUAGAGUCUUUAAUGGAACCAAUGUCAAUGACUGGGAUACGAGGCUUGCAACACGGCGGUUGAUUAUCCCAAUCUUUGGCAUGGUAACACUGGCGAUCGCUGGACCCUUUGUACUUGGAUGGAUCGCAGCAGAAGGUCUUGGCCUUACAGGUGCUGCUCGUCUUAAGGUGUUCAGGCAGGCAUAUCCAGUUGCAAUGGUGCUCAGUUUGGUGGUAUUUGGACUCAAAGAAAGUCUGGUUAUUCUGCGUGGAUGGAGUCAAUAUGUCAGGGACCAGGAGUACCUUGUUGGGCGACAACUUCACAAUCUUCAGGUGGAAGAGCCCGAGACACCAAAUGCCGCAGUGGAGGCUCCAGAUCUAGCUGAGGAAACAGCUAUCCUAGAAGAACAACAGCAGCAAGAAGAACGGCAUGCGUUUUGGCAACAGCCAGAUGCUACAGCAAGAGAAUCUUCUGUGGAAAGACAGGAGGACACGAUAGACGAGGAAACAGCGGAUCUAACGAGGGCCCAUCGAGAGCAGGCACUUGCAAAGGCGACAGCGUAUACAAACGAACAAAAGUAUGCACCAUCCCUUCUUCGGUCGAAUUCAAGAAGAGUGAAAGAUCCACCCAUUGGGUCUGAUGAUGACGACGAAGGAGAAUCGAUUGCAUAUCGGACGCGACUUCGAAGAAGUCGACGGCUGCAGACGCAGGAGGAGGCACUGAACACUGGCCAGAGUAGUAGUGUUUAUAGACGUGUAUAACAAGAUUAUUUCUCAUUUGAUAAUGCAC
Messenger RNA from Gamsiella multidivaricata, 4707 nucleotides. RefSeq lists its product as uncharacterized. Gene Ontology annotation, cellular component: endoplasmic reticulum membrane. The record is from RefSeq and is a predicted model, not a curated record. NCBI's taxonomy places the organism in Eukaryota, Fungi, Mortierellomycota, Mortierellomycetes, Mortierellales, Mortierellaceae. The coding region runs from base 189 to 4679 and encodes 1496 amino acids. Gene Ontology annotation, molecular function: zinc ion binding. The transcript has 10 exons.